AUGGCUGAAAAUGUAGCCCCAGGAAGUGCUGGCAAGGUAGCUAAUGCAUCAGAUCGAGGGAUCCCAUACUAUGAGAAGCUGCGACGUGAUCUUCGUGACACGAUCAAUAAGAAGCGCAUCCUUGAUCGAAACAUGGCCGCGAUCGAAGCUGAGAUUUACCGACAGGAGACAGCAUACCUUGAAGACACUUCAGCCGCUGGUAAUAUUGUGAAGGGAUUUGACAACUAUAUCAAAGCAGCCACAAAUACUGCUGCGUCGGGCACAAUAUCAGGCUCGCAGUUAGGUGGUACCCGUGGUCGCAAGGGCGCAGUGACAGAUGCAGAUAGAGUGUUCAGCAAGAGCAGCGUAAGUUACAAUCGAGACACGGAUAGUCCUGGGGUUGGAAGCGCUGUGAGUACGCCUGGUGGUGGUGGGACGCCUACUGCUAGUCUUGCUGGCGAUGCACGCGCAGAUAAGAAAAAGAAGAAGGCACCUGUGAACAACGACGACGACGAUGCAAGGAGUACGAAGAGACAGCAGGUUAGCUUUGGUAGCAGGAAACGUCACGACGACUGA
Messenger RNA from Lithohypha guttulata, 555 nucleotides. RefSeq lists its product as uncharacterized. Gene Ontology annotation, cellular component: NuA4 histone acetyltransferase complex. Bases 1 to 555 code for a protein of 184 amino acids. The transcript has a single exon. The record is from RefSeq and is a predicted model, not a curated record. NCBI's taxonomy places the organism in Eukaryota, Fungi, Ascomycota, Eurotiomycetes, Chaetothyriales, Trichomeriaceae.